AUGGCCGUUUACAGACCCCCAGGAGGCGAUAAAACCCUAUUUCUUGAAAAAUUAAGUGAAGCUCUGGAUAUCGUUUCUAGAAAUUCGAACAAUCUUUUUCGGCAUGGUGAUCGAACUCCUGACUUUUUAUAUCCAAAAGAUCCAUACACCGAAGAAGAUUUUUAUCCAUAUAAAAUUGCUCAUUUAACAAAUAAAGGAAAACUAACUUGCUACAACAUUGGGACAAGUCUUCGAAAAAAAUAUAACAAACUUCUCAGUGAUGUUUACACUCCGGAUAUUUUGUAUGCUGUUUCCUCAAAUUAUCCAAGAUCUAGAGCAAGUAUGGAAACGGUUUUUGCGGGUCUAUCCGAAGAAUUAAUUUGGAAUAAAGAUUUGCUAUGGGAACCGAUUCCUUAUGAUUAUUUACAAUUCAAAGAAAACAAUUUAUUUCUUUCUCUUUACACUUGUCCAAAUAUGAACAUAUUAAUGAAUGAGACUUACAAAAAUCUCGAUUCUGAUCCGAUUAUUCAAAAAUAUAAUCAUUUACUUCCCUAUUUGAAACAAAUUACAGGUAUGACUGGAAAUCUUUAUGAGAUAGGCAUAAAUUUAUGGCCAACAUUAAAGUCAGAACAAGAAGCUGGGUUGGAAAUACCAGUUUGGGCUCGAAAGGUGUAUCCUGAAAUUUUGGUAGAAAUAGCAAAAUACAAUUGGGAGAUUUUUAGCCAUGGCGAUACAACUCCACACAGUUUAUAUCCAAAUGAUCCAUACACCGAAGAAGAUUUUUAUCCAUACAAAAUUGCUCAUUUAACAAAUAAAGGAAAAUUGACUUGCUAUAACCUUGGAACGUACCUCCGUAGAAAAUAUAAUAAACGUCUUGGAGAUGUCUAUACUCCGGAUAUUUUAAGUGCGAUUUCAACUCAUCUUCCAAGAACUACAGCGAGUCUUCAAGCUGUUUUAGCGGAUUUAUUCCAAUUAAUUUGGAAGAAAAAUUUGCUUUAUUUAGUUCAUCAUGAUGAAAACGUUGCUGCAAUUUUAUAUUUCUCAGAUAAUUUUGUUACGCACAUUCCGAAUAAUUCAGCACAUAUCAUUAUAGAAGUUCACAAAUUUACUGGAAUUUACUUCAUAAAGUUUCUUCAUCAAAACUACGACAACGAUUUAGAACCUCAACCGCUUUUCGUACUUAAUUGUGGAAUUUAUUGCCCAUUAGAAGUGUUUGUUCGAUUGUAUGCGAAACAAUUGGACCCAUCUAAUUUGGAUGCCUUGUGCUGGUUAAAAUGA
Messenger RNA from Onthophagus taurus, 1257 nucleotides. NCBI's taxonomy places the organism in Eukaryota, Metazoa, Arthropoda, Insecta, Coleoptera, Scarabaeidae. The record is from RefSeq and is a predicted model, not a curated record.